Eucalyptus grandis is the source of this 3504-nucleotide messenger RNA. RefSeq names its product pentatricopeptide repeat-containing protein At3g02330, mitochondrial. Lineage: Eukaryota; Viridiplantae; Streptophyta; Magnoliopsida; Myrtales; Myrtaceae. Gene Ontology annotation, molecular function: protein binding; RNA binding. The record is from RefSeq and is a predicted model, not a curated record. Gene Ontology annotation, biological process: RNA modification.
UCGAGCGAGGAGAACUCCAGAGGAGGUGUCGACCCGAUGCUGGAGAAGCAUCGGUUCUAUGGAAGACGCUACACGAUCGUGGAAGCACUAGCGGGCCGAAACUCGGGCCCUGGCCCUGGCCCGUAAUGCAGUUUCCCAGGCCCGAUCGACAGGACACUGGCCCGGAAGUUUCAACCAAUUUUCGAACGCUUGCCAACCGAGAAGAAAAGAGAAGAGAACCCGCCAAAGCAUGAGCGCCAUCGUUGAUGGCCCUUCGCUUCUCCUCCUCCUCCUUCUCCCCUCGCCUUCGCCUCACGACACCGUACCUUCUCUCGCUCUUCUUGCAGCCCUCGCGCGGCGCCGGGCGAGUCUCGAGAUGCUCGACGGUCGCGGAAGCUCCGAGGUCGCCCUCCUUUCGGAGGAAGACGUUCUCGCAUCUUUUCCAGGACUGCUCGAGCCAGAGGGCCCUGGGGCCCGGAAAACAGGCUCAUGCGCGUAUGAUCGUGACUGGGUUUUCGCCGACGGUGUUCGUCGCGAACUGUUUGAUCCAAAUGUACGUCAAAUGUUCGAGCUUGGAUCACGCGCUCAAGGUGUUCAACAGAAUGCCGCUUCAGGACACCUUUUCAUGGAAUGCGGUGAUAUUUGGGUACGCGGGGAGUGGGAACGUGGUGGCUGCGGAGGCACUUUUUCGGUUGAUGCAAAAGGAUGUCGUCUCGUGGAAUUCCAUGGUAUCCGGUUUUCUACAGAAUGGUGAUAGUUGGAAGGCUGUUGGUGUUUUUAUGGAGAUGAGAGGAGCAGAAGUGGGGCUCGAUUACACUACUUUGGCCGUUGUUUCAAAAGCAUGUUCGUGCUUAGAAGAUCUGAACUUGGGAAUUCAGAUCCAUGGGGUUGCAGUGAGGAUGGGAGUUCAUGAGGAUGUAGUCACCGCGAGUGCUUUAGUUGACAUGUAUGCCAAGUGUAAGAAGUUAGAUAGAUCGCUUCAGCUCUUUUCGGAAAUGCCAGAGAAGAAUUGGGUUUCAUGGAGUGCUGUAAUUGCCGGUUGCGUCCAAAACAAUAAAUUGAUUGAGGGUUUAGAGAUAUACAGGGAAAUGCUGAAAGCUGGAUGUGGAGUGAGCCAAUCCACUUAUGCAAGUGUCUUCAGGUCAUGUGCGGGGUUGUCAGCAUUAGGAAUCGGCACUCAGUUACAUGGUCAUUCAUUGAAGAGUGACUUUGGAGAUGAUAUCGUGGUAGCGACCACUUUGGACAUGUAUGCAAAAUGUGACAACAUGGAACUUGCUAGAAAGUUGUUUAACUCUAUGCCGGAUCAUAGUUUGCAGUCAUAUAAUGCCAUUAUUGUUGGAUAUUCUCGAAGUGGUCAUGGUUUUGAAGCUUUGAAUCUAUUUAGAGAUUUGCAGAAGUCUGGUCGAGGUUUUGAUGAAAUAACUUUGUCGGGCGCCUUGAGUGCAUGUGCGAUAAUUAAAGGGCUUUUUGAGGGGCUUCAAAUUCAUUCACUAACAAUUAAGAGCACCUUGAAUAACAACAUAUGCGUUGCAAAUGCCCUGUUGGAUAUGUAUGGAAAAUGUAGAGCUUUAUCGGAAGCAUGCUGUGUUUUUGAUGAAAUGACUAUUAGAGAUGCCGUAUCAUGGAAUGCGAUCAUUGCAGCACAUGAGCAGAACGAUAAUGUAGAGGAAACACUCAUGCUAUUUACUUCAAUGCUUCGAUCAAGGAUGGAACCUGAUGAAUUCACAUAUGGAAGUGUCUUGAAAGCUUGUGCAGGUAAUCGAGCUCUGAGUUGUGGUAUGGAGGUUCAUAAUAGAGUAAUCAAAUCCGGAAUGGGGUUGAACUGGUUUGUAGGGAGUGCAUUGGUUGACAUGUACAGUAAAUGUGGGAUGACAGAAGUGGCAGAGAAGAUCCAUUUUAGAACAAAAGAACAGACGAUGGUUUCUUGGAAUGCACUCAUCUCUGGGUUCGUAAUGCAAAAGCAGAGUGAGGAUGCUCAGAGAUAUUUCUCUUGGAUGUUGGAGAUUGGCGUAGAGCCUGAUAGCUUCACUUAUGCAACAGUUCUUGAUACUUGUGCUAAUCUUGCUACUGUCAGUCUAGGGAAGCAAAUCCAUGCCCAAAUUUUGAAAUUAGAGCUGCAAGCAGACGUUUACAUCUGCAGCACCCUUGUUGACAUGUACUCAAAGUGUGGAAAUUUGAAAGAUUCCCAGUUGAUGUUUGAGAAAGCACCUAAGAGAGACUUUGUGACAUGGAAUGCAAUGAUCUGUGGCUUCGCACAUCAUGGGCUUGGUGAAGAGGCCCUUAAAGUUUUUGGGAGGAUGCAACUCGAAAGCGUGAAGCCAAACCAUGCUACUUUCGUGUCAGUUCUUCGAGCUUGUGCGCACAUGGGACUUGCUGAAGAAGGAUUACAGUAUUUUCACUCUAUGCAACCUGCAUAUGGUUUGAAUCCCCAGUUAGAGCAUUACUCGUGUAUGGUGGAUAUCCUAGGGAGGUCAGGCCGAGUUGAUGAUGCUCUAGAGCUUAUUUACGAUAUGCCUUUUGAAACGGAUGCUGUUAUUUGGAGAAGUCUACUUAGCACUUGCUGUGACCAAGGUAAUGUGGAAAUAGCAGAAGUGGCGGCAAAUUCUCUUCUGCGAUUGGAGCCAGAAGAUUCUUCUGCAUAUAUCCUUCUAUCAAAUAUAUAUGCCAAUGCAGGAAUGUGGAAGGAAGUUUCAGAGAUGAGGAAAGUAAUGAAGAAUAAAAAGUUAAGGAAGGAGCCGGGAUGUAGCUGGAUCGAGGUGAAAGAUGAGGUGCACACAUUUCUUGUGGGAGAGAGGGCUCAUCCAAGAUCGAGAGAAAUUUACUGGAAGCUUGAUCUGCUCAUCAAUGAAAUGAGGGGAUCUGGUUAUGUGCCUGUUGCCAAUUUCCUCAUUGAUGAGGAGAUAGAAGAAAACGAAUCUGAGGAAGAAUUGAGAACGAAUGUCUACUCAUAGUUGGGAAUUAUUAUUAGAUUCCUCAGAACAAGAAGAGGAAAAGUCGAGUCGCGAAUAGGGAAAGGAGAACGCCAUUGGCAAAUUGUGCCGCAUGUUGGUACAGGGAAGCAACUGAAUAUUUUUAAGACUAGCUCACAGAUUCAUUCUGACAAUUGAACGAGAUUCCGAUAUUCUCGAUCCAGGCUCAGAGGACAAAAAAAAGGCGGCGUGGCAUAACUACAAUCCCUUUAGCACAGAUAACGGAAUUCGGCCCAAAACUGAAGUUGUCCCGAGAAACCUUGAUUUGGGGUCCCUCUGCGAAUGGCCUCCACGACAGCAAUUACUGCUAACGGGAGAACUCCCGGGAUACCUGCCGUCGAAUGACAGCAAGGUUCGAGAGUGACCUCGCAGAGAGGACGUACUUCAAGAUUCUCACAGAGGAAACUUGAAAACCGAAUGGGAAGGGCUUGCAAAAUGCAGGAUUCAGGAUUGCAGGAGGAAAGAACCUCCAUGUUUUCACUUUCUUUGUACUACAUUAAUUCUUUCCUGACGAAACAAAGUGAUGCUGUCCUAAAAAGUUCAGAGAUUCGACAAA